This is a messenger RNA of Apis cerana (Asiatic honeybee), 1056 nucleotides long. RefSeq names its product dynein axonemal heavy chain 1-like. Gene Ontology annotation, molecular function: dynein light intermediate chain binding; dynein intermediate chain binding. Gene Ontology annotation, biological process: microtubule-based movement. Gene Ontology annotation, cellular component: dynein complex. The record is from RefSeq and is a predicted model, not a curated record. NCBI's taxonomy places the organism in Eukaryota, Metazoa, Arthropoda, Insecta, Hymenoptera, Apidae.
CUCAAAUGGUACGACAUAUGGAUGGAUAAUCCUUUAAUGAAUGUUGACGGCCUUCAAAUUGAAGGUCUUGUUGCUGAUAUGUAUCGGCAAAUAACACGAGCAAUUAGAACAUUCCAAGAAUUUCCAAAGGUGCAGGCAGUUGCAAUUAUGAUAAGGGAUCAAAUAGAUGAAUUCAAACCGUUUAUACCUCUGAUACAAGCUCUCAGAGAGCCAGGAAUGAAGGAUCGCCAUUUUGAGCAAUUGAGCGCGCAAACUGGAAUAUUAAUGGCUCUUAAACCCACCAUAACAUUUAAAAGCCUGUUAAUUCUCGGUAUUAAAGAGUUUGAGGAAUUGGUGAAAAUGGUCGCCGAUACAGCGGCCAAAGAAUAUGCUACAGAACGAACAUUGAAUAAAAUGAUCGAAGAAUGGGAAACGAUUGUUUUUGAGACUCUUCCAUACAAAACUACCGGAACGUAUAUAAUAAAGGUCGCGGAGGAAAUAUUGAUGAUGCUAGAUCAUCAUAUUCUUAACGUGCAACAGCUUGCAUACAGUCCACUGAAGACUGCCUUUGAGGACGAGAUCAAUGAAUGGGAGAGGAAGUUAAAUUUGACACAAAAAGUUCUUUAUCUAUGGAUAGAAGUACAAAGAGAGUGGAUGUAUCUGGAACCAAUAUUUACUUCGGAAGAUAUUAAAGUUCAGUUACCUUUGGAAACAAGGAAAUACAACGCCAUGGAGCGAAACUGGAGACGAAUCAUGAAAAAUGCUUAUGAAAAUCCUUACGUAAUUUUAAUUUUAAUAUAUUCUAUCAUAUGAAACAUAUAUUCUAUUGUGCGAUAUUUAAUACGAUUGAAAAUUGAAAUAUUUGAUCAAUUAUGAAUACAUAUAUACAGAUUAUUUCAUCAUGUAAUUUAAAUCAUUGAAAUUCAUGAUAUUAAUAUAAAUAAUUAAGCGAUUUAUCAAUUGAAUAGGUAUUGUAGUAUAAAAUAUUUAUUUUUAUCCUAUAAAAUAUUUAUAAAUAUAUUUUCCAUAAUGAUAAUAAUAAAUUUCGAUAAUAAAUUACCAAUUUUUCAGAUUAAA